AUGGGAACCAUGUUUCUCACCAACGAGGAACUGGGGAAAAAGGACGACGACCACAAGCCGGCCAAGCUUCCCUCGAUCCGUCCGCGAUGGAGCGCCGCCACGGGAGGAGCCCCGAGAAGCAAGUUCCUGAAACGGCUUGCGAUGGCCUUUGCGCUGGGCAUCUUCGUCUACCUGUUUAUCAGUAACCUCCCCACCGACCUCCCGAUUCGAGAUCGACGCCACCCCGUAUAUAACAGCCGGCCCGAAUCGGGGAAAGCUCAUGCGCCGGGGACAGGACGGAGGCCGGGGGUGAUGCCGAAGGUGCACGACCAGAAACCCCAGAGACAAACUUCUAUAUCGAACAACCCUCCGCCGAAGCCAGCGCCGCCCUCAGCACCAUAUACGGGACCUCUCAUUUUCGUGAAGCUGUUGCCCUCGCUCCAGGCCAUAUAUACCACCGGGGGCAACUCCAAAGUGAACAAAAACGUCCUAUUUGCUGCCGCGAAUCUGAAAAGCGCCGCACUUCUGUUGCCCAUGGCAUGUCGGAUGGGGGACGAGUUGAGGAACUACGUACAUUUUGCUCUCGUUGGUGGGAGCGGUAUUGACAUAGAAGACUUGCGUGCUGUUAAUGGCAUUGACGAGUCUUGCCAGGUCAUAUUCCAUGAUUUCGCCGAAACGUCGACCCUUGAGCGUCUCAGACAAAGCUCAGUUCGUGCGCUCCACCACAUCAACACCUAUAUGCACCCGCAGGCCGUGGUCAUUGAUGCUUCCGGUUUGGAGGAAGAUUAUUUCUUGGCCGGCUUCAGGAAACAGGCCCCAGUUUCGGGCAUACCCCUGAUCGAGUUGCCUAAGAACGCGCACUCGCGACUGGCUUGGAUGACGAAGCUAGAUAGCUCAUCGCUGGCAGCUUGGGACAAAAUCAGCAUUGACAUUCUAAUUCAUGCGCCAUCAGCAAGUUCAGGGGGUCUUAUCCAUCUGCUCAAAUCGUUAUCGGGGGCCGACUUCUCGACGGGCUCGACGCCCCAUUUGACCAUUGAACUGCCGCAUGACGUAGACCGCGGCACUGUUGAGUUUCUGAAGACGUUUCAGUGGCCACCAGGCCGCUCCCACUUGCCAUCACAUCCCCGUCAGCUCACCCUCAGGCACCGCAUAUCGCGCAGCAGGCUCACCGAGGAAGAAAGUUCGGUGCGCUUUCUCGAGUCGUUUUGGCCGAGCAACCCGAAAUACUCGCAUGUACUUGUCCUCUCGCCGCAGGCCCAACUGUCACCUCAGUUUUUUCACUACCUGAAAUAUUCCGUGCUACAUUACCUGUACUCUGGAGCCGCCCUUGCGCAGGAAUGGGACUCGAGGUUACUCGGUAUCAGCCUCAACCUGCCCCCCACUCACCUGGAUGGCUCGAAGUCGUUUGCACCACCUCCAGAAAAGGGGGGGACCUCUUUCUUAUGGCAAGCUCCAGACAGCAACGCGGCGCUGUUCACGGGACAAAAGUGGAUCGAGCUGCACGCUCUUGCAUCCCACCUAAUCGAUUACCAGCACAAAACCCAGCCGCCGCCCGCUUUCUUCGCCGACAAACUUGUCAGUAAGAGAUACCCUUCGUGGCUGGAACACGCCCUGAAGCUCUCCCGUGCUCGCGGCUAUUGGACGCUCUACCCCAGCGAGGCAUCAGCGAGGAAUUUGGCCAUCCUCCACAGUGAACUCUACAGGGCCCCCGAGGAAUACGGGAGAGAGCUUGAAAAGGAAGCGCCCAAGAGCGCCGAGCUACCCGCCCCCGGGAACACGCUGUUCGAGAGCCUUCCCGGAGGCGGGUUAUUGCCGUUCGACGAGAUGCCUCUUUUGCUUUGGGACGGGGCGGCCACAACGCUGUCCCGCUUGGAUAAGGCCGCGGCGACUUACACGGAUGAGUUUCGACGUGCGGUUGGGGGUUGUCAGGUGUUGACGCCCGAGGAUCUCCUGGCGAAGAAGUCGAUGAGGGACUUGUUCUGUAUGAAGGAUGACUGA
This is a messenger RNA of Chaetomium globosum CBS 148.51, 1977 nucleotides long. RefSeq lists its product as uncharacterized. Lineage: Eukaryota; Fungi; Ascomycota; Sordariomycetes; Sordariales; Chaetomiaceae. The transcript is spliced from 5 exons. Bases 1 to 1977 code for a protein of 658 amino acids. The record is from RefSeq and is a predicted model, not a curated record.